GGAGUGGGUACCUUGGGGCGGAGGCAAAGGCGGAGGCAGAGGCGGAGGAGCUUUGAAAGCUCCCCAAUGGCCUGGGGGUUUGUGUCGUCCCGCGCACGUCAUCCUUCGUGAGGCUCGGUCUAAGGGUCCGGUUUCCCAGCGACGGUGCGGUGCCCUUCUCUCCCCGAGGCAGAGUAGCGGACUGGCGGGCGCGCUGCGCUGGUUACCUGCGUCCCGCCAAGGAGCCAGAAGCUUAAGUGAAAAUGGUACAUGUUAGAAGACACGAAACAAGGAAAAAUUCUAAAACUCAAGAGCGGGAGCAGAAAUCUCGAGUUGAUUGGAGGCGGACUAAAAGAAGUAGUAUUUCGCAGUUAUUUGAUAGUGAUGAAGAGCUUGAUAGUGACGAAGAGCUUGACAGCGAUGAGGAGUUUGACAGCGAUGAAGAGCUUGACAGUGAGGAAGAAUGUGACAGUAACAAGGGGUUUGAUAGUAAUAAAAAGCUGGAAAAUGAAAGACGACUUAGAUUAAUUACAGUUGAAAGUGAAGGUAGUAACUGUGAGCAUAUCAUGAACACUGGCAACAGUUCAACAUAUGAAGAAGAAAAUAACAAAAACAAACAUAGAAGUACUGACUCACCAAAUCAUGAAAAGCAUUCCAGUCAAGAGGAUGAUGAUCUCAAAAAACACACUGGACAGAUAAUAGAGGAGGAUUUAGAAGAAGAACAUAUCAAGCGGGGGAAGAGAAAAAGGGUCUCCUCUGUUAUGUAUGACAGUGAUGAGAGUGACGGCAGUGAUAUCCUAGUUCCAAAAGUAGGUGUUAAACGUCCUCGUAGAGUGGUUGAAGAUGAAUGUUCGUCAGUAGAGAUGGAGCAAAAAACACCUGAAAAAACUUCAGCUGCAAGAAAGCGAGAACAAUUCCAGAAACUGAAAGAACUCUCAAAACAAAGAUCUCGUCAGAGACGCAAUAGUAGUAGAGAUUUUGAGGACUCUGAGAAGGAAUCCUGCCCAAGCAGUGACGAAAGUGAUGAUGAUGAUGAAGAAGAUGAUUAUGAAUAUGAUGAAGAUGGAGAUGACUAUAUUAUUGAUGGCUUUGUAGUUCAAGAUGAGGAGGGUGAUGAAGAGAAUAAAAGCCAGCGAGGAGAAAAAUUGACUACAUCACAACUGAAAUUAGUAAAACAGAAUUCUCUUUAUUCUUUUAGUGACCACUAUACUCACUUUGAAAGAGUUGUGAAGGCUCUUCUGAUCAAUGCUUUAGAUGAAUCUUUUCUGGGAACACUGUAUGAUGGCACCAGACAAAAAUCAUAUGCACAAGAUAUGUUGACAUCUCUUCAUUAUUUGGAUAACCGCUUUGUUCAGCCUCGUCUAGAGAGUCUAGCUUCUAGAAGUCGUUGGAAAGAGCUAUAUAAGGAACGGGUGGAAAAUUAUUCUAAUGUGAGCAUCCACAUGAAGAAGGCUGAAGACUGCUCCUGCCAGGCUUGUGGACUGCAUCGCCGCUGUCGAUACUCGGUGCAUUUGUCAGGGAAGCUGUAUAACACCAGGACCAUGGAAACAGAUGAUUUCAUGUCACAUGAUAAACAGGUGUUUACUGUUGGCAGAAUUUGUGCUAAUCGUACCAGAAUUUACCACAAACUGAAACAUUUUAAAUUCAAGCUAUACCAGGAAUGCUGCUCCAUUGCAAAGACAGAAGAAGUUGAGGAUGAACAGGUUAAAGAAACAGUGGAGAGAAUUUUCAAUCAGUCAAAAGAAAGUGGCUGGAUUAAGGAGAAAUAUGGUCAACUUCAAGAAUAUCUAAAUUGGGCGGAUUACUUUCAAGAUGAGAAGUUUGACUGAAUUGUAACACAUUUCCUUCAGAGAAGAUUUUAUAAAUUGCUGUAAAUGUGAAGAUCAUGAGUCUUGUCUCUCUGUAUCAUGUGACAUAUUUAUAAAUUUUAUGUGUAUUUUCAUGGCAAAUAUCUGGUUUAAAACAUAUGUUCAUCUUAAUAUCCAUGAAACGGCACUUUACAGUCGAAUAAAAGGUUUAUCUGCUGUACAUAGAAAACAUAAGCCUAAUAAUUUUUAAGUGUAUUUUUAAAGUUAUGAAACAAUGCCUUUAUAUCAGAUGAUUAUCACGUGAGUGAGCUGUUCAUGUCCUGUCACCUUCGUAGACAAAUACUGUAUUUUAAAAAUGAAUUUAGAUUAACAUCUAUGUGUAUUUAUUAUUGAAUCCCUGCCCAGAUCUGUUUAUUAUCCUUUCUAGUAUUAAAUGAUCUGCACUGAUAUAUUUUUCACUGCUAUCAUUGUCUAUAUCGGUGGGCCAUGGAAGAAACCCAAUGUUUUAUUCAGUUCAAUCCCCUCACCUCAGAAGCAGAGUAUCGUUUACCCAUUCCAACGAGAGGAGUGUUUUUCACCUUUUCUAAAGUUUCCUUUAGAAAUAGAUCUCAGGCCACCAGUCUUUCAACCCUCACAUUCAGGAGUAAUUUCAUGAUGUGUUUUUUCAUACUUCAUAAUGUUCUUUAUAUUUUUAUUUGAUUUUGUCUAUAUGUUAAUGAUUAAGAUGUAUUUUAUUUGUUUUUAUCCAUAACUUUUCCUACAUGUGUAUUUCUGUUAGGAUCCAAAGAUCUCAGAGAGACAAAUUCAGCCAAAAAUAGUUUGAAAGCAUAUUUUGGCAUCUGCAUUGCUUUGCACAUUUAAAUUUUUUCAUAAUUAUAAUAAAGUAAAAUGGUUUUAUAGUGAUCAAA
Molecule: messenger RNA, 2695 nt
Organism: Suricata suricatta (meerkat)
Lineage: Eukaryota; Metazoa; Chordata; Mammalia; Carnivora; Herpestidae
Gene: CCDC82
Product: coiled-coil domain containing 82
Exons: 9
Coding region: 243-1808 (521 amino acids)
Cellular component (GO): nucleus
Source: RefSeq, a predicted model, not a curated record